AGUGAGAGCUCUUCGCCAGUGUCUCCCCUCUCUCUCUCUCUCUCUAGCAAUCAGACAGCCGUUGCCAGACGAACGAGGCAGGCAGAAACAACAUGGACCCGAACACGACGAUUCUGCGGGUCAAGAGGAAACGCGGCACCGACCCUGCGGACGCCCUGCUGCUGGCGUGCAAACGCAUCCGACCGGAAACGUCCCAGGGCUCCGGCGAACCGGUACCCGAGCCCGAUGAGGCCGACGUGGAGAACUCCGUCUUCAAACUCGUGGCGACCGUAGCGACACAGAAUGCUCCCGUCCAGACGCAGGUGCGACAGGCCAUGGCCAGGCCCCGCAUAGCCCACGCACUGCGCCCCUCCGCCGCCAGCUCCCAGCGGAUAACCGGCGACCUGCGGAGCACGAAGUGGAGCGCGCGCAGGGAGGAGCGCUACAGAAUCCUCUCCAGCCAUCGCACCGGGCUGCCGAGUGCGGCCGAGCAGCCAGCCCCCCGGACAGACGCCCCGGAGAGCGCGGCGCAGUCUGGGAAAGAGGAGGGCAAACGCUGGGGUCCCGGGGAAAUCCAGGUGGUCGACCUGGUCCACGAAGACGUCGACGAGCAGGGGAAGUCUUCCGGCAAGGCGUCCUCGGACCCGGAAGUGAUCCUGUGCAACAACACAAAGUUGCUGCGCGAGCGCCUGAACAUAUCCGGACAGCGCCUGGACGCAGAGCAGCGCGAGCGGGACGAGGACGACUACGUCUACGACCUGUACUACCAGGAAACGGUCACACCGGGGUGGAUCCAGGACAUCCUGUCUGUCAGGGCCUACGCCGAUGAGGGAGAACUGGUGCCCGACCUCAUCGUUCACGAAGAGGAGGUGUACGAGGACGAGGACGAUGAAAACGAGGAGGCCAACUGGAGGAACGACUACCCCGACGAAGGAAGCGACGCCGACAGCGACCGGGAGGAGCGCUAUGGCGGCUACUGGGAGGAGGAGCACUCCUACAGCCGGAGGAGCUGGGAGCACUACCAGAGGGAAGUGCUGCACGAGCUGGGCCACCACGAUGAAGAGCAGCAGCAGCAGCAGCAGCAGCAGCAGCAGCAGCAGGAGGAGGAGGAGGAGGACGACGGCGACAAAUACAAUUCCGAUUGAUCUAACCCUUCACCCCCCCGUUCUGUCAGUGGAUCUUCCCAGUUCACCCCCCCCCCCCUCCUCACAGAUAACACCAUACCCCAUAGACAUCUGUGUAGGUGAGAGUGGAGUAAAAACAGCUGAUUGAAUGGCACAUUAUACGGAAACAUGCCCGCAAACCAAUGUCCUUCAAGAAAAAAUUUAUAAUUCACGUGUAGCACUCAUCAGAUUUUAUUAGUAAAUUCCUGAUUUCAAGUUUUAAAUAAAGAAAUCGUACCCUAUAUUUUCCAAAAGUUAAGUUUCACGUGCCAAAGAAUUAUAAAGCCGCUUAGGUUCUAAACGUCUAAAAUGCAAAUUGCGUACAUUCCAUAAAUCCGACACCCGACAGUGUGAAAUCAUUUCUUUUCUACACAGAUUGCGAAGGGGGUAAGCUGUUUCCAGAAAAGAUCCGGUGUCUUUAAUUGUUUUGUUUUUUUUAAACUGGUGGAGUGAACUUGUGUGUGGGUGUUUGUUCAAAGUGGGUGGGUGUGUGUGUGUGUGUGUGUGUGUUAGAAAUGUUGCACAUUAGUGUGAAAUGCCUCGUAUGCUUUGUGCCGUUAACAAUUCUGUGAGAGAGACCUCUCGGGUCGCGCGUGGUUGGAAUUUAGGGUGUUUGCAUUUUUUUCUUUUGCAUGGUAGCGUGUGUACGUAUAAUUGUGCGUGUUAGAUUUUGUUUUUGCAUAAUGUGGAGGCGUGGUGCAUCAUUUUUUUGUGGGUGUGUGAGUUUGGUUUAUGAUCCCUCCCCCUUUGAAUUUCACAUUGUUUCUCUUGGAUACUUGUCGAAUUGAAUUUUUUGUAAAUAUGUAGAUGUGUAUAAAAGGAAAGCUUUCAAAAUAAACCUAAAACAAUG
This is a messenger RNA of Scophthalmus maximus (turbot), 1992 nucleotides long. RefSeq names its product solute carrier family 7 member 6 opposite strand (gene slc7a6os). Lineage: Eukaryota; Metazoa; Chordata; Actinopteri; Pleuronectiformes; Scophthalmidae. Gene Ontology annotation, biological process: developmental process. The transcript has 5 exons. Bases 93 to 1124 code for a protein of 343 amino acids. The record is from RefSeq and is a predicted model, not a curated record.